CGGGUGCGUGUCUGCGGCUUAGUGUAAAUCGCUGUAAUCACAAAGGAAGCUACCGAAACGGAAAACCAACAAAACAAAGCCGAUAUUCUCGAGGAACAAAAAUAAAAGAGACAUUUGAAAAAAGAAAAACGGAGACAACAAGAACUGUAAUAAAUCGGUAUUCAACCAAAAAGUAACAAUUUUCCAACUGACAAGUGUUAAGUAUUCACGCCUCGCAUAUUUAAAACUCAUUGAACUUACUGCGAAAUAUAUGUGCAGACGGUGACGAAAUGAUUGGCUAUCGAGAACCACCCGCCGGCUGUCUCGUUUAUUUCAUGCUGUCGAUCGUAAUCAAUCUUUUCAUUGCGAUACUACGGAUAUCGGCACAAGAUGUGCAAAACAACAGCACAUUACCAACAUCAGUGCAUCGUUUCGAUGCCAACGCUCUCAUGAAUAUCAAAACGAGUGACGUAAAGACUAGCGAAAUUGCCACCACAUCUGCCAUGGAUGCAUACAAUCAGAAUGGAACGGAACUAGACUCGCACAAAUCCAUUACAACUUAUCAGCAUCAGAUGAGUGUGAAUUUAACCGGCGUUGAAAGUGCAGCACCAUCAACAUUCGUAGCGACGCCAUUGUCAAAACAGCACGAUACCAACACCGAAUUGAUGGGAAAUGAUGAUGGUACGGCUGUUGAUUUCGUUAACGAAGCAUUGGCAACCGUAAUUCCCGUGUCGACAGUUGUCUCUGCGAUGCCAAGUGAUGCUGUAAUCGCGCUGGCCACUGGAGCAGCAAAUCUUCAAACACCAAACCCAUUGCAACGAAGUAGAAACAAUACGAAAGCAACGGUCGUCUCACGGAAUCAACUGAGCUCACGUACCUCAAUUAAAUCGUCAUCACCAUUUGCAUCGGCAAACAAUAAUACAGCUCCGCAAAAAUUCCAUAAAACAGAUGCGCCCACGAUGUUGAAUUACAUUUUUGACUCGCAUCUAACGAACAAGCAUCGCCAUUAUGACCCAAGAUACGGUCCACAUUUCGAUGACGUGCAUGUUGCUGAAAAAGUCGGGAAUGUUUCUGCACAGGUCGGAAACAUCGCUUAUCUAAAUUGCCGGAUUCGUCUACUACAAGAUAAAACCGUAACAUGGUUGAAACGUGAACAGAAUAACGAUUACGAUAUUCAACUGCUAACGAUUGGUGUUCAAACAUACACGUUUGAUAAACGAUUUAGCGUCGAAUUCGAGUACCCAAACAACUGGCGUCUGCGAAUAGCCGACAUCAACAAAACCGAUGGAGGGCUUUAUGAGUGCCAAAUAUCAACACAUCCACCAAGGGCGAUCCGUACACGGCUCCAUGUCAAAGCUCCGGAAGUGUUGAUCGUUGACGAAUUCGAGCAACCGCUGGUGGACAAAUAUUAUGAAGUCGAUUCGACCAUUGAAUUGGUGUGCACUGUCCGACAUGUGUCGAUGCUGUCAUCCACUGUGUCUUGGCUACACGGAAACCAGAUGCUGAACUAUGAUAUGACACGCGGUGGCAUUAGCGUCAAAACAGACUUAAUGGAAAACGGUGCUAAUUCAACGCUAUUCAUAGCCAAAGUACGAAAAACGGAUACGGGCAAUUAUACGUGUUCCAUUGGACCAAAUGACUUUUACACGAUAAAUGUUCAGGUUUUAAAUGGCGAAAGUCUUGCCGAAUUGUAUCAUGGAAGUGCUGUGUCAUCACGCUUUGCGGCCGCAUCGCAAUAUUGGCUUGGAGUUUAUAUUCCCACAGUAAUAUUUAUUUUAAAUGGCCACUGUCAUCGCUUGAUACCGGAAUUACGUUCGCUCUGCUGAUAGAUGAAUUUUAUCGAAUUUGAAAAGUCAGAUGGGCGCUCCACACUUCCGUUCCUGUUUUCGAAAGGUGAACUUCGUUUAUUAUGUAUGCGAUUUUCGAUAUUUCGAAAAUAGAAGAAGAAAAAAACGUCGAAUAAUCAAAAAAAAAGAAACGAGGAAAAAUAUUAAUGUGUUUGCAAGCAAAGCAUAUAUUUUGAAUCAACGAGUAAAUUAAAAAUGGAUAAAAAAUCAUUUUCAACAACUAGGUGAAUAGGCUAGUAUUUAAAAUGAUAUAUUGAUAACAUUAUAUUUAAUUCAUUUUACAAUUAGACCUUUUGAUUGACCAAUGUACAUAAUAAUGAAUUUAUUUGACCUAUAUAUGAGAACGGAAUCGAGCGUAUUGUGAUACUGUGACACAAUUCAUUUUCAAAUUGGAAAUAUGAAGGGAAUUCAUUUAAAUGUGUGUGUAUCAAUGUGAAUGACAUUAUUAAAUAUUUGUACAUUAUUCAGAAGUUGCUUCGCUAAACGGACAGAAUAUAAACGAAAAUAUGGAAUAGUCAAUAAUUUAUGUAGGAAAAAAACAAUAUUUUGAUCCCCGAUAUCAAGUAAACAAACCCACGAAUUUCUCAUUUCAUCAAGAAAUAAAUGAAAUAAACACGGAAAGACAAAAUAAAAAAACAAACCAAUGAAACUGUAUGGAAUAUCAAAUUAACCGUUUUUGGCAUGUAAUUCUUAAGCCUUUCCGAUCGUUAGAUAAUGAAAAUGUAUGAAAUAAUCGGAUUUAUCCCCGUCGAAGAAAAGAUUUGGCUCGUGCCAAAAACACAAGCCACAAACAUUAUCGUCUUAUAAACUCCACCAACCACAUACAACUGCUAAAAGGUGUGGUUAUAAUCGGAAAGAGCGGUGGUGGAAAAAAUGAAAUGUACAAUAUCUAGCGUAAACUUGGCGAUGACACUUGAAUAUUCAGCACUUUUCUCAAUGAACAACAUUUUAGUUCGCGCCUCCGAUGUUUCUAUUCUAUUUUGCAUAACACUAUGUAACGAGCAAACAAUGAACAUACUGUGCAACGGUGAUAAAGAUAAUCUAUGUGAAAAGUUUUGGUUUUUUUCCUCUGCUUUUCCAUAAAAUAUUAUAUAAACUUACAUUCACGCGCUACCGUAUUAGUUGGUUAAUGCUGUGGAUGUAAUGAUCAUUUUCAUGAAUUACGAAAAUAUUAAACAGCAAAAGUUUUACCCACGCCAAAUCUCGGUUGCAAAAACAACAUUGCUCGAAAGUGUAUAAGCCUCAACAGAUGUUGAUAAAAAAAACUAAAAUAUUCACCAAAUUUUAAGCCAUAAAAACCCGCCACAUUUCCAUUUUUGGUGUACUCUCGAUAUUGAAGCAACAUAUCAUCAGCCGGAGCAUAUCCCAGAAAUAAAAACAAAACAGAUUAAACUAGAAAUAUUCCAUACUUUUCAAUCUGCAUUGACAAAUUCUCCGGAAAUGCUCCUUUGUGAAUAAAAUGAUAAUCUAAGAGUAAAAAACCAUAAAAAAACAACAACAACCAAGCACAGAUAGUGUACAGUGUUUUUUGUGAAAAAGACCUUUCAGAAAUAUAACGUUACAUAUUUAGUAUAUAUAGAUUACGCCAACACUGGCAACAGCAGAUACUCACUCCCCUCCUCUCAACCCCUCUAUCAACAGUGUAAAUGUACAAUACAUAUAUGCGCGCAAUCUAAGCAUUAAUUAGAAAGAUUGUUAUAAUUGUUCUUGCAUACUUGCUAGUGCUAAAUGCUAAACUAAACAUAUAUAUCACGUAGCAUUACAACACGAAACCCCAAUUUACGCAGCCCAGCAGGAGGAACUGAUACGAAAAUAUAACGAGUCCGAUUGUAUGUGUGUGUGGAGUGGGGUAUGCCUAUGUUUGGAAUUCCAAGAAAUGCUUUUACGGCUAGUCUUGGUUUUAAUGGAGCCAAUAAAUACUCUUUGUAACAAUUUACAAUUCGGACACGUUACAUUUUGGUGUUUGAUCCAACAACAAUCCCCGGAACGAUGCUAAGAAAAUCUAGCUUACAUGAUGCUCCCAUUGUCUCCAAACUUUACGUUUCAAACCACAUUUCGUGGAAUUCAGAAGAAAAAAAUUCAAAAUAUGAACAGAAAUCAGUGUUAAGAUAAAUAGAAAUAUCACAAAUUGACGAUAAAAAAUACUCUAAGCCUAAUUUUAGUUUGAAAAUACCACAAUUAAGGCCCAC
Messenger RNA from Sitodiplosis mosellana (orange wheat blossom midge), 4015 nucleotides. RefSeq lists its product as uncharacterized. The transcript has 8 exons. Bases 270 to 1805 code for a protein of 511 amino acids. Gene Ontology annotation, biological process: synapse organization. NCBI's taxonomy places the organism in Eukaryota, Metazoa, Arthropoda, Insecta, Diptera, Cecidomyiidae. Gene Ontology annotation, cellular component: neuron projection membrane. The record is from RefSeq and is a predicted model, not a curated record.